Molecule: messenger RNA, 264 nt
Organism: Geodia barretti
Lineage: Eukaryota; Metazoa; Porifera; Demospongiae; Tetractinellida; Geodiidae
Source: the annotation of a GenBank genome assembly
GAAAAUAACAGACACAUAUGACAUGUGUUCACACGGCUAUCUAAAUACACCAUCACAGCUGCACUUGUCCAUAAGCAGUGUUGCGAGAGGUGGGAAUGUUGUCCUUGUGUAUAGGACCAUAUGCCUCAUUGGAGGUCAGCUGAAUGUCUUGUGAACUCUUGACCUCUCUUGCCACACCCACCUCCUCAUAGGUGACUGGUGGCUGUAUGGAGGAUAGUGGGUCAACUACCUCAUACACAACCUGUUCCUGCUGUGUUUCUCUUC